Molecule: messenger RNA, 105 nt
Organism: Alternaria arborescens
Lineage: Eukaryota; Fungi; Ascomycota; Dothideomycetes; Pleosporales; Pleosporaceae
Exons: 1
Coding region: 1-105 (34 amino acids)
Source: RefSeq, a predicted model, not a curated record
AUGGCCGCCACUAUCUACGACGAGUCCAACAUGGCAUCGCAGAACCUCCCACCUUGCCCUGGCCCACCACCAACCCGCCCUCUUCCUCCUGUCCCAUCGAAAUAG